GUUAGUUUUAAGGUACAUAGGCGGGUAUUGUCACUUGCGAAGCGAAUUUAUUUGGCGAAGCGAACGCUUUAGCGAACAUACCCCAAUUUUGCAUUGUGAAUGGCGAAUGAACGUAUUCGCUAAAAUACGUCGUUGCCAUUCAUGAAAAAAGUAGUGCGUUCAUCCGAAUUUGACAUUUGUGCCAUUUAUACUUAAAAAUUUUUUUAUUAUAUCAACUGAAAUUUGAAAAUAUGUUUAAUAACGCGGAUCUGUAUUUUGAAGAUAAUUACGUUGUGGAAACGCGAACUAAUCUUCUUCGACAGCGCCGUUUUAUUAGAGAUAAUUCUAAUCCUACAGAGCUACCUAACACAGUAUUCGUUGCGAAUUUCCGCUUGAACAAGGACGCAUUUAUGUAUGUGCUGGAUAAAAUCAAAGACAAAUUUCAUUGUCGGAUGUCGUCUUCCAUAACCCCCAUGUUAAAAUUGUGUGCCGCACUCAGAUUUUUUGCACAUGGCAGUUACCAACAAGCUAUAGGGAAUGAAUUUCAGUUGGGACUUGCUCAACCAACAGUUUCCCUUAUUUUAAAAGAGAUCAUACCCAUUUUGGAAAAUGAAAUUUGUCGUACCCAUAUAAGCGUAGAUAUGAGUGAAGAAGAAAAGCAGCAGGCAAGGAGCAAAUUUUAUUCAAGAUCGGGAAUACCAAAUGUAAUAGGCUGCAUCGAUGGAACCCAUAUCGCGAUUUAUGCUCCUACCACAAACAAACACCUCUAUCUAAACAGAAAAGGAUUUUUUAGCAUAAAUGCAAUGAUUGCUUGUGAUCAUGAUAUGAAUAUCCGUUUUGUGGAUGCUAGAUAUGCUGGUUCUACACACGAUUCGUUCGUAUGGAACAAUAGUUCUCUAAAGGCAUGUUUAGAGGCAGCGCAUCAAAAUGGAGAUCAGAACUCUAUUUAUUUAGGUGACUCCGGAUACCCACUAAGCCCUUAUUUAUUAACACCUUUCCGUCAUGCAGAAUCUGGAACUAGGGAGUCAAUUUUUAAUAAGAAGCACGCGAAAGCGAGAAAUGUUGUUGAACGUACGAUUGGAGUUUUGAAAUGCCGUUUCAGAUGUCUUCUGAGUGAUAGAAAAAUGCGCUACGAUCCUGCUAAAGUAACAUCCGUUAUUAAUAUAUGCUGCGCCUUGCACAACAUUUGUAAAAAAUUUAGAAUCGGUGAUCCGGAGGAGGCUGAAACCUUCUUUGAUGCCGUUGUACCAUUGGAACCAAUUAAUGAAAAUGGCAAUGGUUCACCAGGAGAGCGCCGCAGAAGACAAAUUGCUGAUGCUCUGAUGUAAAUGAAACUAUACCGACUUCAGUGAAUAAUAUAUUGUAUUCUUUUAUUUUAUUCAAUACUUUGAAAUUCAAUAUUACAUAGAUAAUAAAUAUAUAAAAAUUACAAAAACUACAUGCUUUUAAAUUAAAUUAAAAAAAUCACAGA
Messenger RNA from Bactrocera dorsalis (oriental fruit fly), 1450 nucleotides. Its product is annotated as putative nuclease HARBI1. The transcript is spliced from 4 exons. Lineage: Eukaryota; Metazoa; Arthropoda; Insecta; Diptera; Tephritidae. Bases 231 to 1307 code for a protein of 358 amino acids. The record is from RefSeq and is a predicted model, not a curated record.